Molecule: messenger RNA, 918 nt
Organism: Halteromyces radiatus
Lineage: Eukaryota; Fungi; Mucoromycota; Mucoromycetes; Mucorales; Cunninghamellaceae
Exons: 3
Coding region: 139-807 (222 amino acids)
Biological process (GO): regulation of transcription by RNA polymerase II
Molecular function (GO): RNA polymerase II cis-regulatory region sequence-specific DNA binding; DNA-binding transcription factor activity, RNA polymerase II-specific
Source: RefSeq, a predicted model, not a curated record
AUCUUUUUUAUUAUUAUUAUUAUUCUAGUUAUUUGUUUUUGAUGAUACUUUUUACAGAAUAUAUAACAUGUUGUUGAUGAUGAACCUCCGAUCAUCGCAUGUAUAUCUAAAGCAUGUUUGAACAAUUCUUAGUGAAACAUGAUGUGCAUAAAAGGGAAAUCCCACUUUUUGGAUAAUCAUUUAUACUUUCUCUAUCCUUUUUUUUCUUUUUCUUUCUUUUUUCUAAAAAAAUCUUCUUUUCCAAAUAUGAAUUUAUCACCAAAUGAUGACUUUGUAACAAUAUCAGAACAUCGUGAUGAUCAAGUUUUGUCCCAUCAACCCACCAUCAUCACAUCUUCUUCUUCUUCUUCUACCACAACCAAGUCUAUUCCAUCUAUUCAUUUGGAGACUCCUGAUUCAAUGCAAUCAACCAGCAAGAACAUUAGAACAUCAUCAUCAUCGUCAUCAAUAAUACAAGAAAAUAAAAAUGAAUGUGUUCUCACAGAAGAAGAAAAACGACAAAAAACAUUAGAGAGAAAUCGUUUAGCAGCCUCCAGAUGUCGACAAAGAAAAAAGAUAUGGAUGGAUGAACUUUCAAAAAAAUCUGAACGUAUUGUCCGUAGAAAUGCUACUUUGAAAUGGAUGAUCACACAGCUCAAGGAAGAAAUACUUGUACUAAAAAGUCAAUUGUUAGCUCAUAGAGGAUGUCAGUGUCAAGUGAUUAAAAAUUACAUCAAUUUACAUAUGAUCGAGACACUUCAGCCUUUUGAAUCAUUACCUAUUCGCCCACAGCCUCUCUUUCCUCCUCGUUCAACAAAUUCCUCAUAGUCAUUUAUUUUAAAAGACAAUGAUUGUACAGAUAGAAUCAAAAAAAAAAGGAACAUCAUCAUCUUUCUAUUUUAUACAAAUAAAACAGAUGAUAUAUAGUUUGAAUGAAUA